AUGUUCAACGUUCUUUGCAGGUUUUGGUCUAGGUCAAGGUUUUCAGGAAGACCUUCAUGUGACACAAUCGUGAAUAACAUCUCUGAAGCUUUUAACAGCGUCAUUGUAGAUGCAAGGGGGAAACCUAUUAUAACAAUGUUGGAAGAGAUUCACAGCUACCUAAUGAAAAGGUGGGCAUCCAACAGACAGAAGAUAACUAAGUAUGAAGGUUUCAUUUGCCCCAAAAUUCAAAAGAGACUUCAUAAGGAGCUACAGAAGACACAAUAUUGGAUACCUAAUUGGUCAGGGCUGCAAGUAUUUGAGAUCCGGCAUACCUCCAACAUUGCAGAAAAAUAUGUGGUUGAUGUAGACAAAAGAGAUUGUAGCUGCAGGAAGUGGCUUCUGACAGGGAUACCUUGCUGCCAUGCACUCACAGCUAUGAGGUUUUUAAACAUGAAUCCAGAAGACUUCAUACCAAAUUGGUUUAGGACCACCACUUAUGAAGAAACUUACAAUCCAAUAAUUUUCUCUGUGAAUGGACCUGAGCUAUGGCAAAGAACAUCAUAUCCUGAUAUUUUGCCUCCUCCUAAUAGGGUCUUGCCAGGUAGACCAAGAAAAAAGAGAAGACUGGAGAGUUGGGAGCAAAUGAGGGAUGAUACUCAACUUGGACAAGCUGGAAUCCCAAAGAGAUGUGGCAUUUGUAGGCAAUUAGGGCAUAGAAGAACUAAUUGCCCUCAAGCAAGUCAACAUCAACACGACCAACCUACAACAAACCCCACUCAAGGAAGUGAACAACAAGACCAACAACCUACACAAGAUGCCACUCAAGGAACUCAACAAGAAGACCACCAACCUACAUCACAUGCCACUCAAGGAAGUCAAAUUACUCAUGAUGACACUUCAAGACCAGUUUAGAUAUUGGUCACAAAUCUGUUGCAUUUUGGAUAUAUAUGACUCAAGGAAUAUGUAGUUUGAAUAUUUACUUUAAUGUUUAAGAACUUGAAACUGUCAUCUAUAUGUAUUUUGAAUAUGUACUUGGAAGUCUGUGAUGUAUUUACCAGCUACAAGUUUGUGAUGUAUUUUGGAAGACCAAUAUAUGAAAUUGCUAUCUAA
Vigna radiata var. radiata (mung bean) is the source of this 1092-nucleotide messenger RNA. RefSeq lists its product as uncharacterized. The record is from RefSeq and is a predicted model, not a curated record. The transcript has 2 exons. Gene Ontology annotation, molecular function: zinc ion binding. NCBI's taxonomy places the organism in Eukaryota, Viridiplantae, Streptophyta, Magnoliopsida, Fabales, Fabaceae. Bases 1 to 894 code for a protein of 297 amino acids.